AUGUCAAGCGCAAAGGAACAGGCACGGGUACAAGAAGAUGCCGCAGAGGAUGCCAAAAUCUGUCAAGAGCUGGGCGACUUGGACAGAGUGCUUGAAGACCAAACUUUCCAUACGGAGAAAGUCGUCGAGUACAAUGCGAAGCAGUUUGUGUCGUUGGCAGAAGGAAUCAAUGCGUGCAGAUUGAUGGAUAUGGAUGGGAACUUGCAACCGGUAAUGCUGCGUUCCUGCGGCACGCAGGACGUCUACUUCUUUACGCCUCUCGAUUUCGCUUUUUGGUCUGCCGCAGGGCCGGACCACGCUGAGUUGCCGUUGCGCCUGACCCGCUUUCCAUACCUCCUGGACGCCAAGAUCAACAUGUAUAUCUUGCCUCGCCUGGCUCGCGAUCGAUCUGAUAGGCCUAUCGACAGUUUGUUAAAAGUAGACACAAAGCCAGCAAAGUUCCCAGCUGCCAACCUCAACAAGGUCAUUUGCUUUGGAUUCGGCGAACUGGACGGCAGCGAGAGCGAAGAUGGUCCAGAUAGCCUUCGUCGCGACGACCGUGGUCUGGAAAAAUACCUUAUCCUUCUUGCCUUCGAACUAGUUCAUUGGCUAGAACUCAAGCUUCACAUCAAAGUGCCAAUGAUCUUCGAGGAUUCAAGAUGCGACCAGCAAGAUCGUCGUCGCGUAGAAGACUUUGCAGAAGAAACGGUCACACGAAUAAGCUUUAUGAACAACCGCCAGGCCCUACUUGAAGUCGACAAAGAUACCUUGGUACUGGCCGCUGGCAAAUCUCGUUUUGCUAUCCGCUCACCCAUCGCGGAUAUCACGAAGCAUAAGGGAGGCCCCGCUGGCAAUCCUCUGCGAAACAGUCCCGGGGAUUACAACUAUUGA
Alternaria rosae is the source of this 870-nucleotide messenger RNA. RefSeq lists its product as uncharacterized. The record is from RefSeq and is a predicted model, not a curated record. The transcript is spliced from 2 exons. NCBI's taxonomy places the organism in Eukaryota, Fungi, Ascomycota, Dothideomycetes, Pleosporales, Pleosporaceae. The coding region runs from base 1 to 870 and encodes 289 amino acids.